AUGUCUACGUCGGCUACGAACAAUGGUAGACUCCAUACGGACGAGAAAUACAAACAACGAAAAUACCAAUCUUUUCUCUUCUAUCAGGCCGUGCGGGAUCUAAAGCCUGUUUGGAUGUUGGAGGACAUGCGGACAAUGGAGACCUUUUACUGGGAGGAAGACGCCAGCCAGAGGUCCUACACUCCCUCGGAGGCAUUGCUGUACGCUAUCGUACAUGACCACCAAGCCUACGCUCAAUAUUUGCUCAGUCACUACACUGAUGAAGCACUGGCCAUGCCCGGCGAGCGCUUUUGUUGCUGUCCAUCCUCUGCCCCGCAUUUGGCGAUGGCUGUCAGGUAUGACAGACGGGACAUACUGGGUCUCAUAUUGCAAGAAGCGCAUCGAUUACCUAGUCUGCGGUCAUAUAUGAACCGAGGCGGAUGUUUUCACAUGGAGGACGGUAAAACCCCACUACAUCUGGCCUGUGAGCUCCUGCGCUCAGAGUCAGUUAUUCUGUUAUUGGGCAACGGCGCCUCGCCACAGGCAGAAGAUCAAAACGGUAUGACGCCACUGGAUGUCAUUUUGGAACAGCUGUGGGACUCCAAAGUGAACAUUGGGCCCAAAAAGCUAUGUCUUGACAACUUGUUAAUGUUUAUGCCUGAGAUUCGUUUCAAAAUGAAGAGUGCACUCGAAGGAGACCCAGUUUGUUGGUCCAAAGUCCUUGGUGAGGACAAAUUCAAAUACCUCGUUGGACAGAAGCCAGCGCCACUGUUUCUCAUGGCUAUGCAAAAAAUUCUGAGGCAGCUUCCCCCAGAGCAGUUCCCUGACAGCCUGGAUGAGCUUCCCAUACCUUCCUCAUUGAAACCACUACCCUGCAAACAGCUUGGACAGCUGAAAGUGUUUUAA
Molecule: messenger RNA, 885 nt
Organism: Coregonus sp. 'balchen'
Lineage: Eukaryota; Metazoa; Chordata; Actinopteri; Salmoniformes; Salmonidae
Source: the annotation of a GenBank genome assembly